Molecule: messenger RNA, 2926 nt
Organism: Bubalus bubalis (water buffalo)
Lineage: Eukaryota; Metazoa; Chordata; Mammalia; Artiodactyla; Bovidae
Gene: PPP3R1
Product: protein phosphatase 3 regulatory subunit B, alpha
Exons: 7
Coding region: 391-1230 (279 amino acids)
Biological process (GO): negative regulation of signaling receptor activity
Cellular component (GO): plasma membrane
Molecular function (GO): calcium ion binding; calcium-dependent protein serine/threonine phosphatase regulator activity; type 1 cannabinoid receptor binding
Source: RefSeq, a predicted model, not a curated record
CCCGCUGAAGGGGAUUGUAAUGCGUAAACAGGAUUAACUCUCUCUCCUCCAGCUGCGCGGAUCGGCCCGCGGCCUGCGGGCCGGAGUGAGCCCCCUGGGUGCGCGGAGCGCGCGGCUCGGGGAGUGGGGGAUGUGGAAGCACCGGACCUCGGAGCUGUCCCUGGGGCCCGCUUCUUCGCCGAGGGGGGCUGGGGACCACAGCCUGCGGAGCUGCUCCUGGGAAGCCGGGGCUGACGGCCGCGACGGCUCGGGCUCCUAGCGGCAGCCUCCGCUCCGCCACCUCCCUCUCUCUCCCCGCGCUUCCUCUCCGCCCACCGCGCUCCAGCCGCCCGGUCGCCGCCGGCUCAGUCCUCCGCCCCCCUGGAGCCGCCGCGCCCGCCCGCCCCAGCCAUGGGAGACCUGCCGGGCCUCGUGCGCCUCUCCAUCGCCCUGCGCAUCCAGCCGAACGACGGCCCGGUUUUCUACAAAGUGGACGGGCAGCGCUUCGGCCAGAACCGCACCAUCAAGCUGCUCACGGGCUCCUCCUACAAGGUGGAGGUGAAGAUUAAGCCCACCACGCUGCAGGUCGAGAACAUUUCCAUUGGUGGUGUGGUUGUCCCACUGGAACUGAAGUCUAAAGAGCCCGAUGGGGACAGAAUCGUAUAUACAGGAACAUAUGACACAGAAGGUGUGGCCCCAACCAAGAGUGGAGAACGGCAGCCCAUCCAGAUCACCAUGCCGGGAAAUGAGGCAAGUUAUCCUUUGGAAAUGUGCUCACACUUUGAUGCUGAUGAAAUUAAAAGGCUAGGGAAGAGAUUUAAGAAGCUCGAUUUGGACAAUUCUGGUUCUUUGAGUGUGGAAGAGUUCAUGUCUCUACCUGAGUUACAACAGAAUCCCUUAGUACAGCGAGUAAUAGAUAUAUUCGACACAGAUGGGAAUGGAGAAGUAGACUUUAAAGAGUUCAUUGAGGGAGUCUCUCAGUUCAGUGUCAAAGGAGAUAAGGAACAGAAGUUGAGGUUUGCUUUCCGUAUCUAUGACAUGGAUAAAGACGGCUAUAUUUCCAAUGGGGAACUCUUCCAGGUGCUAAAGAUGAUGGUGGGGAACAAUCUGAAAGAUACACAGUUACAGCAAAUUGUAGACAAAACCAUAAUAAAUGCAGAUAAGGAUGGGGAUGGAAGAAUAUCCUUUGAAGAAUUCUGUGCUGUUGUAGGCGGCCUAGAUAUCCACAAAAAGAUGGUGGUAGACGUGUGACUCUUGUGUAAAGAGUACCACCCAACACUUUUGCUUUCUUCUCCAUCUCUGAAGAUCUGCUCAAGACGUCCAGCAAUGCUCUCUGUGUAUUUAAAUGGAAGUAUUUUUCUCUGUGAAGCCACAUUUUCCAACAUGAGCCUCAUGAAGCCCAACUAAGUGUUAUUGAACUCUUAUUCUCUCAAUAACUCAGUGUAGCACUUUAAAGCUGAAGGACAGCAGCAUGAAAAGAGCAUAUCAAUGUGGCGAAGAAAGGGAAGGGGUUGGCUUUUUAAUUUAUUUUUCUUCAUCUUUUAUAACAAGAAAGUAUCUAUAUAUACAUAUGUAAAUAUUUAUAUAUAGAUAUAUGUAGCUUUCUAUAUGUGUAGUAGGUUGGCUUUAAUUUAAUAUACUUGAUUCAGAAACAAAAAUGAUAAAGAGUACAAAAGUGCCAAGCAGAACAUUCAACAUCCUUACUUUUAUUUCACACAGUUUUAUAUAUAGAUCGAAGAUUGUACAGUUUGAGCCGGGUGUUAGGCCAGCUGUUUUCCUUUGCCUGCUCUUUCUCCUUUGAGAGAUUGACAAAGCAUUUGUUAACAUCUUAUUAUUUACCUUGAUUACAUUUUUGUAACAAAGGAGUUUGUAACUUAAUUUAUACCUAUGAUAUAUUUCCAGGGACUGUGUCUCAUUGCUGAGCAGCUUUGAUGACGCCUCUGCUUGAGGAGAAAGUAGAGUCGAGUGCUGCUGCCGUGAGCUCGUUCUUGUGUUCAUGCAGUCCCUGCACAGAGCUUGCGCCUCCUGCUGUUACUCCAUCACUAGGAGCCAUUGCGUCCACUAGGUGUCCCUGAGUCAGCGUCAGUCGUCGUGAUUUUUAUUCGUAAAGGACAGAAGCUGUGUGAGGCAGUCCUGAUGUGAUCUCAGACAUGACUUAAUGAAGAGUUCCGGAAAUAAUCAUGUGAUAGCUCAGGAUAUCCGUUUAUGUUUCAUUACAUGGGUGGUAAAUUGUCAUUAAACUUACCUUUGAACCAUAAAUUUUCCCUUCUCUGUCUCAGAAGACUUGCAGCUAAUCUAAAAACCGGUGAUGGGUAAUGCGCACGUGUGUAUCUGUGCACCCACAUAUACUUACAUAUGGCUUACCCGGGAGAAACCUUACUAAACUGUUUGCCACAGAAGAGCAAAAUUAAUCCAAAUUUAUACCUCUUAAAUUUCUUUACCACAAGGCAUAGAGAGUGCAUGAUGGUGUUCUUCCUUUGCCCGAAGAUGUCUCGGGUAACUUAAUACUUUGUGUGAUUUAAAAGUAGUGUACCACGCUCCGCCAAUUGAUGUUAUUAUCCCUUCCCUUUUCUGCAAAGGUACUAUUGGCUGGAAGAAAACAUUCUGGUUAGCUUUGUAGGACUGUAGUCUUUCCCUAUAAUAGAUUUUUGUAGAAAAUUGGUUUUAUACUCUGAGUGGGGAAGGGCAGGUCGAAUCAAGGUUGAAAGCAUCUUAAUUUUGGGCACGCCCGCCUGCCACCGCUGUUCCUUCAACUGAGUGCUGCACGCCAUGGGCUCUGUCUGUGAGAGAAAUCCCGGUGCUUGGUGUCCUUGCAUGACAUGGAGUUUUGCAUGUAGAUCAAUUUAAAAUGUACCUCUUGUUUACAUAAUUUGCAUAAUUUUAAAACAUAAUGUUGCCAAACUUUGGAAAUGUUAACGUUCAAACUGAAAAUCUCCACCUGUAACUU